AUGAGCCACCACCAUGGCUAUGGUUCAUACAACCGGUAUGACUCGGACGAUCAGCAGGAUGCUUAUAGCCACACUGGUUCGGAUGAACAAGGUGGCUUAGCAAACCCUUACGGUCAAGACGACCACGAUGAUUCAAACAACCAAAACGCUGAAUAUCUCCAGAAAGUUGAAGAAUGCCUUGCUUAUUACGGUGAUCCCGACACUCAAGCGGCAUAUCAACAGGUUGCGCACGCAGCUAGAGAUACACUGCAGGAUCUCCUCAAAGAUACCGGCACCAAAGGCGUGGUGACCUGCAGAACCAAAGCCUAUGAGUCGCUGGAGACUAAGCUCAGAGGCAUGGAGAGUGACUCCGAGUUCACUUCCUUUGCGCUCAACAAUGACAUCUUUCAGCACAGCGAUAUGGGAGACCUUGCCGCUGUUAGGAUCGGGCUAUAUUUACCGCAAGAUGUAAUCAACAUGGCAAAAGAGUGCCAGCAGCGGUUUAACGUUGCCCAUCUCUUUGGCACCGUUGGUAGCGGUAGAGAUGCUCCACAGGGAGAUCGACUGAAUCUCGAGGGUCAUUCAAGAGGGCCAUGGCGGUCACAAGAUCAAUAUGGGUCCGAUGAAUACUGGCACCAUUCGGGAUACAAGUCUUGGCAGAUGGUGGUCGACUGGGAGGGAGGGUUUCGAGUCGAGAUACAGAUUGGAACAGUCGUUUCACAGGCUUGGGCCGAAGUUCAGCAUAACAUCAUCUACAAAAGGCCAGACGACAUCAUGUCAACUCCAACCAUGAAGCGAAUGAUUGAUGCAAUCAAUGGUUUGGCAAUUACCACCGAGAUCAUUCUCAGCGAGCUCGAACGGAACGUCGAGACAGCAAAGCAAGAGGAAAGGCUGCGACGCGACACAGAAAAGCAAUAUGACUACCAUCCAAUCACAGAAAUCGACGACUUCUUCACGUGGUUCGAAGUGUCAUAUUGGUACAAAAUGCCUCAAGCCUUGGCUCUACGUUGGGAACCUGACGCCAUCUCUGUUCAGAAACUUGUUGAGUUUUGCUCGAAUCCCCGAAGACGAUGGGGUCUUGCUCCUGAUAUGAGCCCUUACCGAGGUAUGGACUUCAAAAGGAUGAUUGAGGAGAAUAAUUUGUUGCAGACCAAUCCGCUGAGCAAUGAUAAGUGUGAUAUUGCUUAUCUGCUCUUGUGUCAGAUUGUGGAUGAUCUUGGGAUCCGGGAGGAAUUUCAUGCGAAAGAGGCGGAGAGUCGGUACUGGGAUUCUGUGCCUCAUCAACCAGGCUGGAGUCGAUGA
Messenger RNA from Fusarium subglutinans, 1281 nucleotides. RefSeq names its product ankyrin repeat-containing protein. The coding region runs from base 1 to 1281 and encodes 426 amino acids. The record is from RefSeq and is a predicted model, not a curated record. The transcript has a single exon. Gene Ontology annotation, biological process: guanosine tetraphosphate metabolic process. Lineage: Eukaryota; Fungi; Ascomycota; Sordariomycetes; Hypocreales; Nectriaceae.